Molecule: messenger RNA, 891 nt
Organism: Culicoides brevitarsis
Lineage: Eukaryota; Metazoa; Arthropoda; Insecta; Diptera; Ceratopogonidae
Product: NADH-quinone oxidoreductase subunit B 2-like
Exons: 2
Coding region: 97-753 (218 amino acids)
Biological process (GO): mitochondrial respiratory chain complex I assembly; electron transport coupled proton transport; aerobic respiration
Molecular function (GO): 4 iron, 4 sulfur cluster binding; NADH dehydrogenase (ubiquinone) activity; quinone binding
Source: RefSeq, a predicted model, not a curated record
CAUUUGACAGGUCGACUUGUUAUGUAAAAAUUUGAAGAAGCAAAAAAAAAUACACACACGAAACUCGAUUUUGCGACUUUUUAGCAGGAUUUCAGGAUGUUAGCUUCUUCAAUUGCCAGAAAUUUGCAACUGUCGUCGGUGGGUUUGCGCAAGGGUACGUUAGCACUCGCCGGAGUCGGACAAAAGCAUCAACAAACGCGAGGCGAGAAGACUUUGCCUGUGGUGAAUCCAGAAAAUCCUCUUCCGAAGCCCGGUUAUUCGCCAUUCGGAUCGAAACAAGCGACUUUGGGGGAAUGGGCCGUUGCUCGUUUGGACGAUUUACUCAAUUGGGGUCGUAAGGGCUCCAUUUGGCCCUUGACUUUCGGUUUGGCGUGCUGUGCCGUCGAGAUGAUGCAUAUCGCUGCUCCUCGGUACGAUAUGGACAGAUAUGGUGUCGUUUUCCGUGCAUCUCCGCGUCAAGCUGACGUUAUCAUCGUUGCUGGAACACUGACGAACAAAAUGGCUCCAGCUUUGCGCAAGGUUUACGAUCAAAUGCCCGAACCCCGAUGGGUCAUCUCGAUGGGAAGUUGUGCAAAUGGAGGCGGAUACUAUCAUUACUCGUAUUCCGUGGUGCGUGGAUGCGACAGAAUUAUCCCGGUCGACAUCUAUGUGCCUGGAUGCCCGCCAACGUGCGAAGCUCUCAUGUACGGCGUCUUGCAGCUCCAAAAGAAGGUGAAACGCAUGAAGACCUUGCAAAUGUGGUACAGAAAGUAAAGAAAUUCUUGUAAAAUGUAAAAUAUCUUCGAAGACUUUGUAAUAAGAGCCCGCGACGUAGAGGAAGGAGAGUCUCGUACGUAGAUUCUGACUUCCACUUGUUAAAUUUUCAAAUAAAAAUCCUAUGUCUACAUGAAA